Messenger RNA from Botrytis deweyae, 1743 nucleotides. RefSeq lists its product as uncharacterized. The record is from RefSeq and is a predicted model, not a curated record. The transcript has 4 exons. NCBI's taxonomy places the organism in Eukaryota, Fungi, Ascomycota, Leotiomycetes, Helotiales, Sclerotiniaceae. Gene Ontology annotation, molecular function: methyltransferase activity. Bases 226 to 1275 code for a protein of 349 amino acids.
UCUUCCUUUUGUGUUCUUUAUAUAGUUCUUUGGUUACGCAAUCCUCGUACAAACUACGUCAGUAAUUAAUUUUUUGAUACCCUAUAGGGGUUUUUGAGAUCAACGUUUUGAUCAAUUGAAUUGAUACUUUACUUUGGAACGAUAUUUGAUUUAUUUCUUGUGUUUGAAACUAUUGGUUCGUAUAAUAGUCAUUUAUCUAUCGAUACAUUUGUCCUCUACACUGCAAUGGCUUCGCCUCCGCCCAUAGGAUCUGAACCGGCAACAGAAGCUCCAACACCAGCUCCCUUACCAGUAACGCUAGAAGCCGACGAUCCGGAAGCUUUAAUCGACGAUGGCGAUUCAGCCCUUGGAUCCGAACCUGGAAGUUCCACAACCUCACUCGCAUCGAGUAUUACUAGAUACCGCAUAGAGAAUGGACGUACAUAUCACGCUUAUAAAGAUGGAAAAUAUGCAUAUCCUAAUGAUGAUAUGGAACAAGAAAGAUUAGAUUUACAACAUCAUAUAUGUAGUCUCACAUUUGAUGGCAAGCUUUUCACAGCACCAAUCGAGGCAGAUAAGAUUGAGAGGGUUUUGGAUGUAGGUUGUGGAACGGGAAUUUGGACAACAGAUUUUGCGGAUGAGUAUCCUCAAGCUACGGUUUUGGGAAUUGAUUUAAGUCCUAUUCAACCAAUGUUUACACCUCCGAAUGCAAUAUUUCAAGUGGAUGAUUUGGAAGAGGAAUGGACUUUUGAGGAUAGUGAUGCGUUUGAUUUUAUCUAUGCGAGAAUGAUGACGGGGAGUAUUGGGAAUUGGGAUCGAUUCUUUGAUCAAGCUUGGAAUAACCUGAAACCAGGUGGAUACAUUGAACUUCUAGAUAUUCGACUCCCCGUAUCCUGCGCAGAUGAUACACUGAAGCCCGAUUCAGCGCUUCUUAAAUGGUCACAAUUACUGUUAGAAGGAAGUAUUAUAGCUGGCAGAGAUCUGGACAGUGCAAUCACUUGUAAAGAGAAAUUGGAGAAGAGAGGGUUCCAGGGCGUUAGUCGGACAAUUUAUAAGUGGCCAGGAAACAAGUGGCCGAAGGAUGCUAAAGCUAAGGAGUUGGGAAUGUGGCAUCAAGAAAAUCUCACCUCCGGACUUAUGGGACUGAGUGUAGCCAUAUUUACAAGGCUAUUAGGAUGGAGUGUAGAUGAAUUAGAAUUAUUUUUGGUGGAUGUUAGGAGGGAAAUGAAGGAUACGUCAAUUCAUGCUUAUUGGGAAAUAUAUGCGCAUUAUGGGCAGAAGCCUUUAGAUGCUUAAUAGAGUACAGGAAAGAGAGGCUUGAGUUCAAUGGAUUGUAGGGGGGAGUAGGUGAUAUGUAAAAAUAGAUGAUAGAAGAUAUCAAGAGUGGUUAAGCUUGGCAUCAAUGGAACAUACACACCUAGUGGUGAUGGCUGGAGAGUCUGUAAUUGUUGGAACAAAUCUACCAGAUACAUUGUAUGGAAAUCUAGGAAGUUACUUUACCCGAAAUUCCGAAUGUCUAUAAUCGGGUUUUACCUAGUGGAAUCAGUGUAUACAUGUUCACUAUCACUGGAUGAGAAUGGCUUUCUGUUUUCCUUUUUGAUUAUCACAUGAUUUAUCUCUCAUCAUACUGAUUUUCUUCCUACAAAGUACCCUGGGAAGAGGAAAUAAAGGGGCCACGAGGAUGCAGUAGUCUCGUCUUCCCAAUGCUAAAAUCAAGCACCAAACUUCUCUAUCUCCUGCUGGCUGACUUUAAAUACUCCCUUC